CACAGUACCCGUAUGCUGCGUAUAAAAGCGCGAGCAGGCCGCUCAUCUGCCCUUUCGUGAAGGACCGCAGUGAGGUCGUGUUGCGCCCUUCCUGACUCACCGCUGUUCGCUUUUCAGCCUUUGCUACGAAUAAGUCGGUCAGGAAUUAGUGAUCAUGGCAUUCAAAGACACCGGUAAAGCUCCUGUCGAGGCCGAGGUGGCCAUCCACCGUAUCCGCAUCACUCUGACCAGCCGCAACGUCAAGUCUCUGGAAAAAGUGUGCGCUGAUUUGAUCCGAGGUGCUAAGGAGAAGAGUCUGAAGGUCAAGGGACCUGUGCGUAUGCCCACCAAGACUCUGCGCAUCACUACCCGCAAGACUCCGUGUGGUGAAGGUUCCAAGACCUGGGACAGAUUCCAGAUGCGGAUUCACAAGCGCCUCAUUGACCUUCACAGUCCAUCUGAGAUAGUCAAGCAGAUCACCAGCAUCAGCAUCGAGCCCGGUGUGGAGGUGGAGGUCACCAUCGCCGACGCAUAAUCUCUGUCUGCUGUUUUUGCUGUCAGAUCAAUAAAAUCGAGAUUUUUGCA
This is a messenger RNA of Megalobrama amblycephala (Wuchang bream), 564 nucleotides long. It is a transcript of the gene rps20, whose product is annotated as ribosomal protein S20. The transcript is spliced from 4 exons. Gene Ontology annotation, cellular component: ribosome; cytosolic small ribosomal subunit. Bases 155 to 514 code for a protein of 119 amino acids. Gene Ontology annotation, biological process: translation. Gene Ontology annotation, molecular function: structural constituent of ribosome; RNA binding. NCBI's taxonomy places the organism in Eukaryota, Metazoa, Chordata, Actinopteri, Cypriniformes, Xenocyprididae. The record is from RefSeq and is a predicted model, not a curated record.